This is a messenger RNA of Nothobranchius furzeri (turquoise killifish), 1980 nucleotides long. RefSeq names its product GTPase IMAP family member 9. Lineage: Eukaryota; Metazoa; Chordata; Actinopteri; Cyprinodontiformes; Nothobranchiidae. The record is from RefSeq and is a predicted model, not a curated record. Gene Ontology annotation, molecular function: GTP binding.
CGUGCGUGCGUGUGUGUGUGUGUGUGGAGGCAGUCAGAGGGAGGGUCUGGUAUAAGAGAGCUGAGAAGAGAAAGAAAAAGUAUUCAGCAUCAGAAAUUUUGCAGUAACAUAACAGCAAGUUUGUUGAAGACAACAAUGGCCAGCAAGAUGCCUCAACCAAGGGAACCAGACCUCAGGAUGGUGCUUGUUGGGAAAACUGGAGUUGGAAAGAGCGCAGCAGGAAAUACCAUCUUAAGGAGAAAAGCUUUUGAGUCUAAACUGUCUCCUUCCUCACUUACCACAGUUUGUAAGAAAGAAAUGGGAGAGUUUGAUGGUCAAACUCUGGCUGUGGUUGACACUCCAGGUCUGUUUGAUACAAGAGACCAGGAGGAGGUAAAGAGAGAGAUUGCCAGAUGCAUCUCUUAUGCUGCUCCUGGCCCUCACGUGUUCCUGGUUGUGAUCCAACUCAACAGAUUCACAGAAGAAGAACAGAAAACGGUGAAACUCAUUCAGCUGACCUUUGGGAAACAAGCAGCACGUUACACCAUGGUGCUGUUCACCCAUGGAGAUGAUCUGGAGGAAGAAGACGUCUCCAUAGAAAGUUUUAUUCUGAGAAGUUCGCCCCUCUGUGCUUUUGUCAAUGAGUGUGGUGGAGGACAUCAUGUCUUCAACAACAGAAGCAAGGAUUCGUCUCAGGUCAAAGAGCUGCUGGAGAAAAUCAACCGGAUGGUUCAGAAGAAUGGAGGAAGCUACUACACAAAUGAAAUGCUGCGAGAAGCUGAGAAAGCCAUAAAGAAAGAAACUGAGAGAAUUCUGAAAAAUAAUCCAGACCUCAGAGUGGUUCUGGUGGGUCAGGAGAGAGUGGGCAAGAGUUCAGCAGGAAACACCAUCCUGGGGAAGAAGCGCUUUGACAGUCAGUUAAGCUCCGGUCCUCUGACUCUGAGCUGUAAAAAGAUGGAGGGUGAAGUUUUGGGUCACAAAGUCUCUGUGGUGGACACCCCCGGACUCUUCAGCUCUCAGCUGUCUGCAGACAAGGUGAAAGAGAAUCUGCUGGAGGCCGUCCAGAUGAGCUCUCCAGGUCCUCACAUCUUCCUCGUCACCAUCCAGCUGGGCAGAUUCACCCCGCCAGAGUACAAAAGUAUGGAGACACUGGAGAAGAUGCUGAGUUCUGAUGUCUCCAAACACACCAUGGUUCUGUUCACCUAUGGAGAACGGCUGGAAGACACCACCAUAGAAGACUUUAUCUCAGAAGAUACCAACCUGCAGAAGCUGCUGAAGAAAUGCAGCGGUCUGUACCAAGUGUUCAACAACAAACAGAUGGAGGACAGAAAGCAGGUCCAGGAUCUGCUAAACAAAAUUAAUGACAUCUCGAAGGAUGGAAGCUUGACUUAUGAGAGAAGGCCUCAGUCACAGCGGUGUGUGAUGAGUUGAUUAUCCAAACCCUUUUGGAAGAAUUAAAAGAUUCUGAUGGGUAUUUAAUGGUAAUCUAUAACAUGUAUACUGACAUCUGUAGACCCAGAUCUUAAAACUGGUUUAGUAUAAACUCGUUCAUCUCUGAAAAGUAAAUAAAGUCAUUGAUCUGCUCAUAUUAAUUAUUUUACCCAGAAAAAAAAACCUCCAAACUCUGCUGUGAUCCAUAGAAGAGUUCUGGUGGUUCAGACUCAACCACAGCUCUAGUGUGUUUCUGCCACUAGGUGUCACUGUUUACAAAGGACACGUGAGACUUUCAUAAUUUACCUAAUUAUUAUUUAUUUACCACAUCUUUAAUACAAUAGAUGCUUUAGAUCACAUGAUGAGACAUUUAAAAACACAUUUUAAGAUUUUUAUCAAUAAUAUUAAUAUUAGACGCAUUCACAUUGUUGCUGUCAGUGUUUAUUUAUCUUCUCUGUAUUUAAAUCUUACACUCAUUUUCUGUUUAAACAUCAUCCUGUUCGGAGUCACGACUCCCAAGUUUUUUUAUAUUGGUUCAUUUUUAAUCUAUUAAACACUUUCCCCAAUCCA